Messenger RNA from Galendromus occidentalis (western predatory mite), 2220 nucleotides. RefSeq lists its product as uncharacterized. The coding region runs from base 1 to 1878 and encodes 625 amino acids. The transcript is spliced from 2 exons. The record is from RefSeq and is a predicted model, not a curated record. NCBI's taxonomy places the organism in Eukaryota, Metazoa, Arthropoda, Arachnida, Mesostigmata, Phytoseiidae.
AUGGCUUCAGCCAUCCAUUACGCUGUUUACGCGGACACUCUAAAAGGCGACAAAAUUCGUUCUCCAUUCCCACCUGUGUCGAGCCUUUCGGGCCUAUUCUCAGGACGAGAGAAGAUGGCGGCGCAUCCUUUCGGACCAAUGGCUCUACCCGUUCCCCCGGGCGGUCUCCCGAAACUCGGGGCCCAUCCCGAUAAUCCGGGGCUCGACAUUUGGCUCCAGCUGACGCGGAACGCCGCCGAGGCUCGUCACGAGGCCGAGCGGGCUUACCACAGACAGGAGUACGCGCAUCAGACCGAGCUGCCGGACUCCCCAUGCGACCUCCGCGUUUCUCCGAGACCCAUUUCUCUAGUCAAACAGGCGUACCCUGUUAGCAAAGCGGGCUCACCGUCGAGCGGAGGGGGAGCUCCCGUAAAACGCCGAGGGCGAGGCAAAGAGAGGAUUUGGACACAGAUCGAGUGUUUCAACAAUGACGCACAAGCGAAGGCUUUUGUACAGGCGGAGAAGACCUGGGUCAUGCAAAAGAAAACCCAGGUCCAGGAAGGUACCAAGGUCUACUACGAAUGUUCCAAAUACAGAUCUGCGAAAUGUCCCGCUGCAGUAUCCAUCCUGUACCAUGCCAACAGCGACAAGGUCUCGGUAUUCAGAGCUUCAGGGGAUCAUAACCACGCGCCUCUAGAGCCUCGACACAAGAACACCGCUGCCGUGACGACGACGACCGCGGCGCUCAGCGCAAGACGUCCGGAAGGAACGACGGUCAUCAAAAAUGGACAGGAGAUCGCGAGACUUGCUCUGCAGGCGGGCGGUCCGUAUAGUCCUCCGGAUCCAUACCGAGUCGAGGUGCCGACGCUGCACCGUCCCGUGGCGACGUACCCGAGCGUGAAGAGACAACCCGGACCCGAUCCGGCGGAGUUACGACAGAAGUUCAAACACAUAAUCGGAAUCAACGAGACCACGCCACAUAUACGAGCACCGGAACCGCCUCAUUUCGAUUAUACGAAUUAUCUUCUACAACAGUAUCCAAGCCAUCAUCAUCAUCACCUUCAUCAUCAUCACCCGGCUCUGUCGCAAAUUGAGUCACCGCCAAUAAUAGCUUUUAGACCUUUGCCAAGAGAAACGAAACUCAUCAGAGACGGCGACGGAGGCAGCAGUCCCGCGCGUAGCGACCCGGGACACGGUCACGAAUCGGGAUCUGAAAGCUCCACGGGAAGCCCCAACGACCGAGACACGGUUCGCAGCGUAAUUUCGAGAACACCCUCGGCUUCGCUCUCGUUGCCCGACGCGACGCGGUGCUUCGUUCCCAACUGCAAGAGUAAUUCGGGCGUGGAUCUGUCGGUCGCGUCCCCACCGUCCUCAUCGGGAAUCUCGUCGUCGUCCUCUUCGUCGAUAUCUUCGAGGUGCAAACAUUCCUCAACGAUGGUUCGCUUCCCGAAAGACAUCCUGAAGAGAAUGGUUUGGUCGAUGAACGUUAAUCGUACCAACCACGACGGAUCUCUUUGCAUCGCUCAGAACGGUGACCAUAUCUGUUCGGCCCACUUCAGUCCCGAGAGAUUCGAGCAAAAUGGCGCUCUGAAACCCGAUGCAGUUCCAACAAUGUUCGGACCCGACCUCGUAUCGAAGGAUCCAGCCGUCCUGGAGCAAGACCACACCGAUUGCAAGGUCACGACGUCGAAAGAAGUCCCCGUGCGUAGAUCGAGGCUGUCUCGGAAGAGAGCUCGCAGCGUCAACCUCCUGAGGCGACUUCAGAGAGCUCAGCACACCGUCGACAGACUCCGCCUCAACAGUCGUGCUCAGUGCGCCAAGAUCAACAUCCUACGGCGAAUGGUCGCCAAGUGCAUGGUGGACCGCAAGGGACGGAGUAUUUCAAGCGACCGAGAUUAGUGACCGUUCUCGUGUGCAUAUCAUCCGCAUCUCUGGAACUCAUCCGCGUAGCAUGUUCUCCCAAAACGCUUAGUUGAACCAUAUCUCACACCCCAUACUCCACAAAACUGGCAAUGUUGGAAUGUAGAGGCCAACUCCGGAGGCGAUGACGAUAGAGAGAACAUUAAGUCCGCACAACGAACACAUUCAUCAACAUUUUUCAACGGAAUUCCUUCAAGCUCAUGUCGAUCUGAAAGCUGGCGAAUCUGCAUACCCACUUAUCAGCUAGGUGGAGUCGACCACCAAAGUCCUUAUCCCAAAAAAACGCGAGAGGCUAUUGUGGCCUCGCACCGCAUCGCUGUC